Acanthamoeba castellanii str. Neff is the source of this 315-nucleotide messenger RNA. RefSeq names its product ribosomal S29 subunit. The record is from RefSeq and is a predicted model, not a curated record. Gene Ontology annotation, molecular function: structural constituent of ribosome; RNA binding; zinc ion binding. Gene Ontology annotation, cellular component: ribosome; cytosolic small ribosomal subunit. The coding region runs from base 1 to 315 and encodes 104 amino acids. NCBI's taxonomy places the organism in Eukaryota, Discosea, Longamoebia, Acanthamoebidae. The transcript is spliced from 2 exons. Gene Ontology annotation, biological process: translation.
AUGGGUCACGCCGCCGUCUGGAACUCUCACCCCCGCAAGUUCGGUCCUGAUGCCCGUAGCUGCCGCCGCUGCGGAAACAACCACGGUCUCAUCCGCAAGUACGGCCUCAUGAUGUGCAGGAGGUGCUUCAGGGAGCGCGCUGAGGAGAUCGGUUUCCUCAAGGUAUGUCUUUACCGGUUCUUAGUGCUGAUUACCUGUUCUCACCGCCUUUUCCCCUCUCCAAUUCGCGCAGAUGAGGUAAAUGCUCAUUCGUGUCCCAAUAAACCAACCAUUUUGAGCUGGCCCCGAAUGCCCAAAAUGUCCCCCCGGAUCUGA